This is a messenger RNA of Lutzomyia longipalpis, 2907 nucleotides long. RefSeq names its product activated Cdc42 kinase Ack (gene Ack). The record is from RefSeq and is a predicted model, not a curated record. The transcript is spliced from 3 exons. NCBI's taxonomy places the organism in Eukaryota, Metazoa, Arthropoda, Insecta, Diptera, Psychodidae. The coding region runs from base 338 to 2659 and encodes 773 amino acids. Gene Ontology annotation, cellular component: basal plasma membrane; signaling receptor complex. Gene Ontology annotation, biological process: positive regulation of cell population proliferation; multicellular organism development; protein phosphorylation. Gene Ontology annotation, molecular function: ATP binding; transmembrane receptor protein tyrosine kinase activity.
GAUAUUAGCUGAUUAACUUGACGAUUUUGCACGCAGGUGUCUGAAAUGUCAAAAAACUUUAGUUUAGUCUCUGAUGUAAAAAAAAACCUUUUUGGCGAAUAAAAGGGAGAAAAACUAAUGAAAACAUUGUGAAAAUUUUGUGAUUUCCUGCCAAAAAGAUGCUUCCGGACUGCCUGGUGUGACGUCACUCCGUGCACGUCUCGGAUGGUGCCAAAACGCGUAGAAAUUGGGGUGUUUUAGUGUGAUAAAAGAAAAGAAAAAAAUUCCCUGAAAACUUUCCACACGCAAAUUCAGUUGAAAUUCCGCGAAGGCUGAAUAAAUAAAACAUUGUGUGGGAAUGACGUCUGGGGAUAACCUCGAGUGGCUCGAGGAGUUGCUGAUUGAGGUGCAACUGGAGCAGUUCUUCCAUCGCAUCACGGAUGACUUGCAGAUCACGCGUUUGGUGCAUUUCAAUUAUGUCCAUUCGGAGGAUUUGGAGAAAAUCGGCCUGGCACGCCCUGCCAUCCGGAGACUCAUGGAAGCCGUCCGGAAGCGCCGUAGUAUGGCAUGGCGGCAGACAUUGAUGGAGAAAAUCCUUCCGGGUGGACGGAAGAAGGCCCCAAGGGCGUCCCCGUCGAAGGCACCACCUGCCAGCACUUGCCUCAUCCUUGAGCGGGAGAUUUCCUUGGCUGACAAGCUGGGUGAUGGGAGUUUUGGGGUUGUCCGACGUGGAGAAUGGCGUCCAGGUGGGGGGCCAGCCAUCGCCGUGGCUGUAAAAGUUCUCAAGGCGGACGUAUCAAUGCCCGGAGUUGUGGAGGAUUUCUUCAAGGAAGUCCAAUCGAUGCACGUACUGGACCAUCCGAAUCUCAUUCAUCUCCAUGGGGUUGUCCUCUCGAAACCCCUCAUGAUGGUCACGGAGCUUGCAGAUCGUGGAUCUCUCCUGGAUACCCUUCAUACGCGCACACUGAAGCAUCUCUCCCUCAUGCACAUCUGGCGGUGGGCUGUGGAAGUUGCCACGGGCAUGGCAUACCUGGAAACCCGACGAAUCCUCCAUCGUGACCUAGCGUGCCGAAAUGUCUUCCUCCACGGCCCGGAGGAACGUGUCAAAAUUGGAGAUUUCGGCUUAAUGCGCUCCCUGCCGCAGCAGGAAGAUUGCUACGUCAUGACAGAACAUCGUCGGGUACCCUUCCCGUGGUGCGCCCCUGAAUCCCUACGCCUCCGGCAGUUUAGUCAUGCAUCCGAUGCCUGGAUGUUCGGUGUGACGCUCUGGGAAAUGUUCACAGGUGGCGAGGAACCCUGGGUUGCCCUCAAUGGGGCUCAGGUGCUGAAGAAAAUUGAAUCUGGGGAGCGUUUGGCCAUGCCAGAGCUCAGUUCCCCGGAAAUCUAUCAACUAAUGCUCCAAUGCUGGCACAGGGAUCCCCAAGAGAGGCUCUCCUUCAUUGACAUCCAAAAAUUCCUCAAAUCCGUACGACCUGUCCUUGUACGUUCCACAGUUGAUUACAGCGAAAAUGAGAAUUUCUCCACACGUUCCGGAGACGUGAUAGCCAUUAUUGACGAUCGGCCGCAGUUGAACUACGUCAAAGGUCAAAAUCAGCGAACAUUUGUGAUAGGGGCGCUUCCAAGAAAUGUUCUGGAGGCUGUUCAGCACGGAGAGAGAUCCCACAGUCCGGGUGUUGUGACACUCCGUCACAGUGCCGAUGAGGGGCAAAGAGUCCUCCGGAGGCGAACAUUCAACUCAGCUGAUUGUCGGAGAGCCGAAGCAGCGGUGGCAAAUAGAAAAUCAUGCCAAUCGUCGUUCCAGAACAAGAAAUCCACGGAAUCUCACACAAAGGAACGCAGCUACAUUGCUGCUAAGCAAUUUUCCUACAAUAAAUUGCGGAAUGAAUCGAAUUGUGUUGCCGGGAAGAAGCUAAAGCCAGUACGGCCGCCACAGCCAAAGGUGGAGGGACGUGUUGAGGAAGGGAAUCUCAUUGAUCUCUCCUCACCGGAUGCAGGAGAAGCGGAAGCAGUGGAGUUGCGGGGAAAGUUGAAUGAAAUGAAAUCCUUCAGUGCUGAAUGUAUUCUCGAUACUCCCAUUGAGGUUGGCACGGAGUACAUCCAGCAGCAGAACGCGUCAGAGGGGCACGAUGAGAAUCUCCCGUCGCCAGUUUAUGAGAAUUCCCGGGAAAUUGAUCACACUUCCUGGCAAUCGGUCAUGAUGGAAGCCUACGAAGCAGCUGUGCGGAGUCAGGAGCACGAACUCGAUCCCUUUGACACAUCUCACGUGCCAAUCCCGGAAGUUCAGCAGAAUUCCUUCGAUGACAACUGGGACUACAUCCGGCAGUUGGAUGUAAGUCACACACCCACCUCAGAGAUGGGAUACUUCACCCCGCCCGAAAGGGAGACCCCCAUUAAGGAGUUAACAGCUCCGGAAGUCGCACAGGAGUCAAUUAUAAAUGAGAUUGUAGCGCCCACGGAGGCGCUAACACUCCAAUACUCAGCCACAAGCAAUGCCACAACAAAUAUCUAUGACAAAGUAGACGAAGGUAGUCUCUACCAGGAACUCUAUCCGAAUCUCCCUGCCACAUACCAAAAUAUCCCAGAUGCAUGGAAUUCCCCCCGUGUGUACCCCGAGAGGGUGGUUGAAGCGCAAAAAUUGAGACCACACCGACCGGCUCCGUCAAUUCCCUCAUCCAGGUAAGGUGCGCAGACAGCAGUAAAUAGCCAAUAUCGAAUACUAAUGUGAAGAAAUCUCUAUUAAUGUAGGUAAUAGUUUCUGAUUUUAUUUUCUUUUAGUUGUUCUCUAAAUCGAAUGUCUUGUAAUUUUGUUUGUGUUGAAAAAGCUCAUAAAUAAGAAGAACUUCUAAUUUAAAGGAAGGUUGAGCAAAAGAAAAAAAAAGUAUUAUGUGCGCGAAGAAUGUGAAAUAAAAAUGAAUCUCGAAAGCUAAA